UUCAUUUAUUGGGGACCUAUAAAACACCAAAGCUUGUCCCUGAGGUUCUACAUCAUUUCAUAAUCAUAACUCGGAUUCUCUGUGAUUUCUACAUCCUACAAAAUUUACCAUGGGAGUCACAACCUUUAAGCAGGAGUAUUCAUCUUCUGUUGCACCAUCACGUAUGUUCCAGGCUUUGAUCAUAGACUCCAGAACUUUGAUUCCAAAGCUGUUGCCACAGUUUGUAAAAGAAGUCAACCUCAUCCAAGGAAACGGGGAAGCUGGUAGCAUUGAACAAGUUAACUUCAGUGAAGCUGGUCCAUUCAAAUAUCUGAAACACAGGAUUGAUGAGCUUGACAAGGACAACUUGGUUUGCAAAUACACUCUGAUCGAAGGCGAUCCGUUAGGCGACAAGCUCGAGUCUGUUGCUUAUGAGGUGAGAUUUGAGGCCACUGAUGAUGGAGGUUGCCUCUGUAAAAUGAGUAGCAAUUACAACACCAUCGGUGAGUAUCAAGUGACAGAGGAAGAGGUGAAGGAAGGAAGAGAAAGCACAAUUGGAAUUUACAAAGUUGUGGAGUCUUACCUGAAGGAGAAUCCAAAUGUCUAUGCUUAAUUGCUAUUAUUGUUAUUAUUAUUCAAUUAUUGUUACAUGUGUCAUAGAUUUGAUAUACAAAGUUAUUCAAAUUAUUUUUUACAUUUGAUAGUGUGCAUCCACAGCCACAAUUAGAAUGGUUGCAAAGAUUUGAACUACUCAAUAAGGCAUUAGCAUGUAUUGCCAUAAAGGGUUGCGGUUUUGCAGAAUAUUUGUACUUUGGUUUUGGUAGUAACAGAAUUGAGGAUUUGAAUCA
Molecule: messenger RNA, 827 nt
Organism: Arachis stenosperma
Lineage: Eukaryota; Viridiplantae; Streptophyta; Magnoliopsida; Fabales; Fabaceae
Product: pathogenesis-related protein STH-2-like
Exons: 2
Coding region: 110-592 (160 amino acids)
Biological process (GO): abscisic acid-activated signaling pathway; defense response
Cellular component (GO): nucleus; cytoplasm
Molecular function (GO): protein phosphatase inhibitor activity; signaling receptor activity; abscisic acid binding
Source: RefSeq, a predicted model, not a curated record